CCCUUAGAAUAUAAUAAUCAUAAAAUCGAAUCUGUGUAGUUUAUUCUCCAUGAUCCCAAAUCUUCUUCCCUCUCGAUAUUUCUCUCUUCAAAAACCCUAGUCAAGAUAACUAGAAAUCAGAGAUAAUGAGCAUAGAGCCUUUCAACAGGUUGGUGAGGCUCGCUGCUCGAGCUUUUUACGAUGACAUCACGAUGAAGGGCGAUAAUCAGCCGAAGACGGGUAGAGGGGACAACAGAGGGAUGGCCGUCGUCGUCCUCGAUGCUCUCACUCGGCGUCAAUGGGUCAGAGAGGAAGAUCUAGCCAAGGCUUUGAAGUUACAUUCAAAACAACUUCGUCGUACUUUAAGAUUUUUUGAAGAAGAGAAACUAGUAACCAGAGAUCAUCGAAAAGAGAGUGCCAAAGGUGCAAAGAUAUACAGUGCUGCAGUUGCUGCCACUGCUGAUCAAAAGAUAACUAAAGAGGGUGAAGAAAAAAUGAAGAUGCAUACCCAUUCCUAUUGCUGUUUGGAUUAUGCCCAGAUAUAUGAUGUUGUUAGGUACCGAAUACACAGAAUGAAGAAAAAGCUGAAGGAUGAGCUAGACGACAGGAAUACUGUCCAAGAAUAUGUAUGCCCUAACUGUGGGAGGAGGUAUUUUAAUUUUCUAUUUGUGAAGCUAAACUUCAAUAUAUGUCUACUUAUAAAUAAAUGUAGGACAUUCUGUAUGCUCAGAUUUUCAGCUUUUGACGCACUUCAACUUGUGAGCCCAAAUGACGAAUAUUUUCAUUGUGAAAAUUGCAAUGGUGAACUUGUUGCUGUGAGUGAUAAGCUUGCUGCUGAAGAAAUGGGAGAUGGGGAUGAAAAUGCGAGAAGGCGGCGGCAAGAAAAGAUGAAGGACAUGCUUCAGAAGAUUGAGGAGCAGCUGAAGCCUUUGACUUUGCAGCUUGCAAGAGUAAAAGAUCUACCAAUUCCUGAAUUUGGAACUCUUCAAGCUUGGGAAGCUAGAGCAAAUGCAGCUGCUCGUAUCAGCGGUGAUUCCAGUGCUAAUGAUUCCUCAAGAUCUUCUCAAGCACAAGGAUAUGCUGGAACACCAAUGCCUUUCCUUGGUGAAACCAAGGUUGAAGUUGCUUUAUCUGGUGUUGAAGCAAUAGAAGAGAGGGCUGUGGCUGAUACUAAACCUACAUCCGUGAAAGUUCUACCUCCAUGGAUGAUCAAACAAGGAAUGAAUCUGUCAAAGGAACAGCGUGGAGAAGUUAAGGCUGAGCUUAGCACUGAUCAAAUGUCACAACCUGAUGAUGAGAAGAAAGCAAAAGCUGAAUCUGAAGACGAAAAGAGUUUCCAGGAUGAGUAUGUCAAGGCUUACUACGCUGCUCUAGUGCAACGGCAGGAAGAACAAGCAGCAGCAUCCAAGAGAGCACAGCAGGUAGAAAACAAUGGCACAUCUACUUCUUACCUCUCAAAUGUUGUUUCUGAAACACCAUCUGAGCGUCAAGUUGGCAUGAAAGAAAAAAGAGAGGAGGAUGAUGAUGUUGAAUGGGAAGAAGCUCCUCCUGCAGGUAAAGCCUUCAAGGUGGCGGACUUGAACAUCCAAGCUGACUAUGCCGAUGCUUCUGGUGGUGAUGAUGAUGAUGGCAUAGACUGGGAAGAAGGCUGACCCUUGAAAGGAAGAUUGUAGGACAUUUCAGCUUGGUUGCAGAAGUUAUGGGGAAGAAGCUCCUAGUGUCAAGCUGCAUGUGCUGUGAAUAUUUACCUAUAAUCUUGUAGGCCUAACUGUAGGCAAUUGAUCCAAAGAUAUUCUAAGGUAGACUGCUGUGCAUAAUAUUCUCAGCAUGAAAUUGGUAAAGAAUGUAAUAUAAGGUUUUAGCGAGGCUUGUGAGUCCCAACGUGUGAAUGCGCGUUGAACGUAGAUCGGAAUGAUGGGAUUGCCGUUUAAAAUCAAGAAAUUGCUUGAAUAUUUUAUUUA
Molecule: messenger RNA, 1940 nt
Organism: Asparagus officinalis (garden asparagus)
Lineage: Eukaryota; Viridiplantae; Streptophyta; Magnoliopsida; Asparagales; Asparagaceae
Product: general transcription factor IIE subunit 1
Exons: 9
Coding region: 126-1631 (501 amino acids)
Biological process (GO): transcription initiation at RNA polymerase II promoter; transcription open complex formation at RNA polymerase II promoter
Cellular component (GO): transcription factor TFIIE complex
Source: RefSeq, a predicted model, not a curated record